Molecule: messenger RNA, 5520 nt
Organism: Symbiodinium natans
Lineage: Eukaryota; Dinophyceae; Suessiales; Symbiodiniaceae
Source: the annotation of a GenBank genome assembly
AUGGCGUGCGAAGAAAGUGAAAAUCCGGACUGCACCAGGUCCGGAACCGGAAGCACCAAGCCCAGUCUGGCCAGACCAUGGGGCGACAUGAACGGUGCAAGGCUGGUCAUGCUAAGGCAGCGCCAUGCAAAGGCAGCAGAAGUCCGCAUUGCGCAACGUCCGAUGCAAGUAAUGCUGCUCCCAACCGAGCUGCCCCUUGCAGCGGCAGGAGUGGUCCCGAUGAUGCUGUUGCGAGUGCAAGUGAAGGAAAGCCAAUGCAUGCAUAACUGCGAAGGAGCAACGGCAGACCUGAGGUCACUGCGCCCAAAGCAAGCAGAGCCGGGCCAACUCAAGAAAUGCCAUGCAGAAACGGUAGAGAAUCUGGCGCUACGAUGCCGACCGCUGACAGCAACGACUCAACGCAAGCCAUUCCGCGCAGAGACAACGAAGAGUCCAGGGAUGUACAGUCAAGCACGGGCAGCAGCAGACCAACUCAGCUUGCACUUCGGGGUGACAGCAGCAGCCCUGAAUCUGCAGCUCCAGGCACAAACGGUCCGGAACCGGAAGCACCAAGCCCAGUCUGGCCAGACCAUGGGGCGACAAGAACGGUGCAAGGCUGGUCAUGCUAAGGCAGCAGAAGUCCGCAUUGCGCCACGUCCGAUGCAAGUGAUGCUGCCCCCAACCGAGCUGCCCCUCGCAGCGGCAGAAGUGGCUCCGAUGAUGCUGUUGCGAGUGCAAGUGAAGGAAAGCCAAUGCGUGCAUAACUGCGAAGAAGCAGUGGCAGACCUGAGGUCACUACGCCCAGCACAAGCAGAGCCGGGCCAGUUCAAGAAAUGCCAUGCAGAAGCAGCAGAGAAUCCGGCGCUACGACGCCAACCGCUGACAGCAACGACUCAAUGCAAGCCAUUCCGCGAAGAGACAACGAGGAGUCCGGGGAUGUACAGUCAAGCGCGGGCAGCAGCAGACCAACUCAGCUUGCACCUCGUGGCAACAGCAGCAGCCCUGAAUCUGCAGCUCCAGGCACAGAUGGAAACAGCCCUGGAGUUACAUGCCCUGCUGCAAACGAAGAUGGAUCAGGCUUGGCCACGGCAUGCGAAGAAAGAGGAAACCCGGACUGCACCAGGACGGGGGCUGCAAGAUCGGCACAGGCAGCGCCAUGCAAAGGCAGCAGAAGUCCGCAUUGCGCCACGUCCGAUGCAAGUGAUGCUGCUCCCAACCGAGCUGCCCCUCGCAGCGGCAGGAGCGAGUCCGAUGAUGCUGUUGCGAGUGCAAGUGAAGGAAAGCCAAUGCAUGCAUAACUGCGAAGAAGCAGUGACAGACCUGAGCUUACCACGCCCAAAGCAAGCAGAGCCGGGCCAGUUCAAGAAAUGCCAUGCAGAAACAGCGGAGAAUCUGGCGCUACGACGCCGACCGCUGACAGCAACGACUCAAUGCAAGCCAUUCCGCGAAGAGACAACGAGGAGUCCAGGGAUGUACAGUCAAGCACGGGCAGCAGCAGACCAACUCAGCUUGCACUUCGGGGCGAUAGCAGCAGCCCUGAAUCUGCAGCUCCAGGCACGAACAGAAAGAGUCCUGGAGUCACACUCCCUGCUGCAAACGAAGAUGGAUCAGGUUUGGCCAUGGCAUGUGAAGAAAGAGGAAACCCAGACUGCACCAGGACGGGGGCAGCAAGAUCGGCACAGGACACACCUCGAGGCAACGCUGCUCCCAACCGAGCUGCCCCUUGCAGCGGCAGGAGCGAGUCCGAUGAUGCCGUUGCGAGUGCAAGUGAAGGAAAGCCAAUGCAUGCAUAACUGCGAAGAAGCAGUGGCAGACCUGAGCUCACUACGCCCAAAGCAAGCAGAGCCGGGCCAGUUCAAGAAAUGCCAUGCAGAAGCAGCAGAGAAUCUGGCGCUACGACGCCAACCGCUGACAGCAACGACUCAAUGCAAGCCAUUCCGCGGAGAGACAAGGAAGAGUCCAGGGAUGUACAGUCAAGCACGGACAGCAGCAGACCAACUCAGCUUGCACCUCGUGGCGACAGCAGCAGCCCUGAAUCUGCUGCUCCAGGCACAGAUGGAAACAGCCCUGGAGUUACAUGCCCUGCUGCAAACGAAGAUGGAUCAGGCUUGGCCAUGGUAUGCGAAGAAAGAGGAAACCCGGACUGCACCAGGACGGGGGCAGCAAGAUCGGCACAGGACACACCUCGAGGCAACGCUGCUCCCAACCGAGCUGCCCCUUGCAGCGGCAGGAGCGAGUCCGACGAUGCUGCUGCGAGUGCAAGUGAAGGAAAGCCAAUGCAUGCAUAACUGCGAAGAAGCAGUGGCAGACCUGAGCUCACUACCCCCAAAGCAAGCAGAGCCGGGCCAACUCAAGAAAUGCCAUGCAGAAGCAGCAGAGAAUCUGGCGCUACGACGCCAACCGCUGACAGCAACGACUCAAUGCAAGCCAAUCCGCGGAGAGACAAGGAAGAGUCCAGGGAUGUACAGUCAAGCACGGACAGCAGCAGACCAACUCAGCUUGCACCUCGUGGCGACAGCAGCAGCCCUGAAUCUGCAGCUCCAGGCACAGAUGGAAACAGCCCUGGAGUUACAUGCCCUGCUGCAAACGAAGAUGGAUCAGGCUUGGCCAUGGCAUGCGAAGAAAGAGGAAACCCGGACUGCACCAGGACGGGGGCAGCAAGAUCGGCACAGGACACACCUCGAGGUAACGCUGCUCCCAACCGAGCUGCCCCUUGCAGCGGCAGGAGCGAGUCCGAUGAUGCUGUUGCGAGUGCAAGUGAAGGAAAGCCAAUGCAUGCAUAACUGCGAAGAAGCAGUGACAGACCUGAGGUCACUACGCCCAAAGCAAGCAGAGCCGGGCCAACUCAAGAAAUGCCAUGCAGAAGCAGCAGAGAAUCUGGCGCUACGACGCCAACCGCUGACAGCAACGACUCAAUGCAAGCCAAUCCGCGGAGAGACAAGGAAGAGUCCAGAGAUGUACAGUCAAGCACGGACAGCAGCAGACCAACUCAGCUUGCACUUCGAGGCGACAGCAGCAGCCCUGAAUCUGCAGCUCCAGGCACAGAUGGAAACAUCCCUGGAGUUACAUGCCCUGCUGCAAACGAAGAUGGAUCAGGCUUGGCCAUGGUAUGCGAAGAAAGAGGAAACCCGGACUGCACCAGGACGGGGGCAGCAAGAUCGGCACAGGACACACCUCGAGGUAACGCUGCUCCCAACCGAGCUGCCCCUUGCAGCGGCAGGAGCGAGUCCGAUGAUGCUGCUGCGAGUGCAAGUGAAGGAAAGCCAAUGCAUGCAUAACUGCGAAGAAGAAGUGGCAGACCUGAGCUCACCACGCCCAAAGCGAGCAGAGCCGGGCCAACUCAAGAAAUGCCAUGCAGAAGCAGCAGAGAAUCUGGCGCUACGACGCCAACCGCUGACAGCAACGACUCAAUGCAAGCCAAUCCGCGGAGAGACAAGGAAGAGUCCAGGGAUGUACAGUCAAGCACGGACAGCAGCAGACCAACUCAGCUUGCACCUCGUGGCAACAGCAGCAGCCCUGAAUCUGCAGCUCCAGGCACAGAUGGAAACAGCCCUGGAGUUACAUGCCCUGCUGCAAACGAAGAUGGAUCAGGACGGGGGCAGCAAGAUCGGCACAGGAACCAAAAUGGACAAGCCUGCACACACCGUGCACUGCGCGAACAACAGUGGGCCCAUGCUAGUGACGCUGCUCCCAACCGAGCUGCCCCUUGCAGCGGCAGGAGCGACUCCGAUGAUGCUGCUGCGAAUGCAAGUGAAGGCACGAACGGAAACAGUCCUGGAGUCACACGUCCUGCUGCAAACGAAGAUGGAUCAGGACGGGGGCAGCAAGAUCGGCACAGGUAACGCUGCUCCCAACCGAGCUGCCCCUUGCAGCGGCAGGAGCGACUCCGAUGAUGCUGUUGCGAGUGCAAGUGAAGGGGCAACGGUGUCAGCUGCUAACGGAAGCGACUCGAUGCAAGCCAUUCCACGCAGAAGUAGUGACGGGCCUAGGGACAGGCAGCCGACGACCAAUGAUGACAGGCCAACUCAGCUGGCACCUUGCAGCAGCGGCGGCGACUCUGAGGAACUAGCUCCAGCGGCAGACAAAGAGAAUCCUGAAAUCGUCCUCCCGACUGCAGACAAGACAGAACCAGGUCAGGCUGCAGCCUUCAGCGACAGAAACAAGCCAACCUGUGCCAUGUCUGGCACUGAAGGCAAUGGGUCCAGCCUGGCCAGGCCACGAGGCAACGGCAAGAAUUCAAGGCUGGUCGUGCUCGGGACAGACAUAGCGAGGUCAAUACAUGUCACGCCGCGAGGAGACGGUGACAAACCCGAGCUUGCCACACCGAGCACUAGAGGCCCCGAGUCUGGCCGCACGGAACCGCAAGCAGGAAGAAGGAAGCUUGAGCGCACCAUGGACCGUGCCAGCAGAAGCGGACCGACGGUGGCGGAAUCAGGCACUGACAAGAAAGCGCCCGGGCGAGCAGCACCGCGUGAGAGCAGCGGAGGUUCGCAAUGCGCCGCAUCCGAUACAGGUGACGCUGCUCCCAACCGAGCUGCCCCUUGCAGCGGCAUGAGCGACUCCGAUGAUGCUGUUGCGAGUGCCAGCAAGGAAAAGCCAGCGCAGCAGCAACUGCGUGGAGAUAGUAUCGAUUCUGGAGUGGCUGCGGCGGAGGCAAGUGAUGGCAAGCCCGUACAAGCAGGGGACGAUCCCAACCGCGACAUCGCAUGGGGCAGUAGUAACAAGUCUGAGUUCGCGCAGCUCAAUAUGGAAGGCGGUCCUGCGUGCACGGUGGCUAAGGCUGGCAAGGGGAUGCCGAGGCAAGCACAGCUGCGCAAGGAGGGCGAGGUCCACAGCUUGCCGGACCUUCCGCAAACAGAACCAAUUCCAGUCUCGACGUUGCACGGAUCAGCAGUGGAAAGCCUGAAUUUGCAGAGUCCGGCGCUGGAGGCAAUGGGUCCAGCCUGGCCAGGUCAAUACAUGUCACGCCGCGAGGAGACGGUGACAAACCCGAGCUUGCCACACCGAGCACUAGAGGCCCCGAGUCUGGCCGCACGGAACCGCAAGCAGGAAGAAGGAAGCUUGAGCGCACCAUGGACCGUGCCAGCAGAAGCGGACCGACGGUGGCGGAAUCAGGCACUGACAAGAAAGCGCCCGGGCGAGCAGCACCGCGUGAGAGCAGCGGAGGUUCGCAAUGCGCCGCAUCCGAUACAGGUGACGCUGCUCCCAACCGAGCUGCCCCUUGCAGCGGCAGGAGCGACUCCGAUGAUGCUGUUGCGAGUGCAAGUGAAGGAAGGCCAAUGCAUGCAUAGCUGCGAAGAAGCAGCGGCAGACCUGAGCUCACUACGCUCAAGGCAAGAAGAGCCGGGCCAGUCCAAGAAACACCCUGAAGCGACGGCAACGAUCCAGGGGCAACGGUGUCAGCUGCUAACGGAAGCGACUCGAUGCAAGCCAUUCCGCGCAGAAGCAGUGACGGGCCCAGGGACAGGCAGCCGACGACCAAUGAUGACAGGCCAACUCAGCUGGCACCUUGCAGCAGCGGCGGCGACUCUGAGGCACUAG